This is a messenger RNA of Panicum virgatum (switchgrass), 1532 nucleotides long. RefSeq lists its product as uncharacterized. Lineage: Eukaryota; Viridiplantae; Streptophyta; Magnoliopsida; Poales; Poaceae. The coding region runs from base 252 to 1532 and encodes 426 amino acids. The transcript is spliced from 5 exons. The record is from RefSeq and is a predicted model, not a curated record.
GUGUAGAUCGGCUUGUGUUACUAAGCAGCCCCAGCUCUUGCUUCCCCACUCAAAGAUGGAUUCCUUUUCUAAGUAACUUUUAAGAAGCUGAUACUGAUAACUGAAAUUAGAUCUUAGUGUAAUUUGUAUAAGUUUUUUCCCUUUUAAACCUGGUAUUCUGUUUAUUUAUUACAGCGUUAAUUUUGUGCAGUCCUUUAUUCUGUUUAUUUAUUACAGUGUUAAUUUUGUGCAGUCCUUUGAGGCAGCUUGGGAUGGCAGGGCCAUCGGGUGGGGAGGAUAAAGGGGAUGGAGAAAAGGACAUUCUGUUAUCUUUCUUUUGUAAUGAGUGUGGCAUCCUAUUGAGGGAUGUCACCGAAAUCUUUGAUCAUCAUGAAAUCACCGCACAUGAGGGAACAUUUUCGUCUAUGAGAGAUCAACAUGACCUCAAGUGUGAUAUGUGUAAAGAACAAUUCUCUUUGCGCAGUGAAUCAGAUAAGCACAUGAGCAAACAUGCAGAACAUCGUACAUUCACCCUGAUAGAUUAUGAUCCAGCGGAGUUUCAAACACCUCCACGAUUGAUAUCAAAGGGGGGAGGGACUUCAGUGCCUAGGAAGCUGAUAAAGAAGAAGCCUUCCAAGAAAAAUACUGAUUUGACACCUAGACCCUUUGAUUUUGAUGAUUACUACACUGAAGAUGAAGAAAAACUAGAUGUCUUGUCUGAAAAAGAAGAUGAUUAUUAUGAUGAUUCUGAGCAGGAGUCCUUGUCUGAAGAAGAUGAUUACGAAGAUCCAAAAGAUCCCGACUUUGAUCCAGAACUAGAGUCUGAUGUGUCUGAUGAUGUGGAUAAAUCAUUCUACCAUGACAUCUCUGGUUUCUUCGCUCAUGCCACAAUUAGUGAGUUUGAGUUGAGUGAUGGAUCUAUCUACCCGGAUGAUGCAAGCCCUGAGUUCGACACUUUACGAACUUUAAAGAAGUUCGGGAUCGAUAUUAAGGAGAGGAAGAAACUCAGGAAAGACUUCGUAAUUGCUGAAGGGGUCCUACAUGAGGUGGCACUGAGGAGGGUGAAAAGAGCACAAGCACUGUUUGAAAAACGAGGAUAUUUCGUCUCAGCAAAGAGGAGGACAGAAGGAAAAGAAGCUUAUGUUUUUAAUGAGGCUUUAGGCCAAUUGUGCCGCGCCAGUUUCGGUGGUUCCAGAUGUGGUGAAGCAAAAGGUAGAAGGAUGAAAGUUAUCCUGGAUGUUAUUGCAAAUAUUCUGCAGGAUUCCAAUAUCAGUGGUUUGAGGGAAAACGUUUUGCACUACAUGUGCAAAAAGGAUGUUGACAAACCAAAUUUGAAAGAAAAGGAAUUGCAGAGAAGGUUCUCCUUAGCAUUAUUGGAAAUUUCUAUAAUGUUGCGAGUUUCUCGGGAAUCCCUCAAGUUCAGAGCGGCACCGAAAGGGUCAUUAAAGGGAGACAUCAAGCUGUAUACUGAAGAUGGGCUCAUCGUUGAUGGGAAUCUUGGUGGCGCAUCUGGAAUUCAAAUUCCAAGCAAGGUUCUAAAUAUCCGGCUAUAG